GCCCCUUUCAAAAAGCCUUAUCAAACUUUUCAAAACUUUCUACUUCUAUCUCUCCAUUCUUCUUCUUCUUCUUCAUCUUUAUUUCUUUCUAACAUUACUUGCCAGUAGAAGAAGCAUCUGAUUUUUUCCAAAAUAUUCCAUAUGUUCUCUGCUCUUUCUGAACUCUUUCAGAAUUGUCUAUAGUGUUUUCAAGAAUGAUCAGUUUCUUCAGAAGGAAAGUACCUAUUAUUCUACUCUUCUGGAUGGCUAUUAUAUUAAUCUAUAUUUUUGGUCAUUGCCAUGGUUCAAGAAGCAGCUCACAAGUAUUCAAUCAAAUAAAUAACCCAAAAAACUCUUACCAUCAUGGUCAUUUUUGGAACUUAUUGCCUAAAAGAAUCCCAAUUCCAGCUUCAGGUCCAUCAAGAAAACACAAUGAUAUUGGUUUAAAGAGUACUUGGAGAUUACCCUGAAGAAUAUGAAGAUUAUUGAAGAAUUUAAAUACUGGGACUUUUUUUUGUUUUUUUUUUUAAUCAUGGGAGGGUACUACUAAUUUUAUUAUCAAGGUGACACAUGCAUCUUCUUCUUAAUUUCUUGGAUGAACACUUGUACAUUUUGGGUAAAUUCAAGAACAUUUUGUUUUCUUUGAUGAUUUAACACUAGGGCUUGUGUUAGGUUGAUUUAGCUCUAUGGUUUUCUUUUGGUCAUGGUGAUUAGAAGGGGAACUAAUGAAAAGAGGAAAAAGAAUUAAGAACAAUUUUUUUUUUUGUUUUGUGGAUCAAAAUAUAAUUGAUCAUCACUAGCAUGGAGGAGGGGUAGUGGGGUGGGCAGGUUGAUUUUGCUCUUAAUUAUUAUGCUUUGAAAAGCUGUGUAUGUAAUUCUGUAUACAUAGAAGAGAUCAUGAAAAUACAAGAAGAGUUGACUUUAUUUUUGUAGAAAA
Messenger RNA from Lycium barbarum (goji berry), 916 nucleotides. Its product is annotated as protein IDA-LIKE 2-like. The transcript has a single exon. Bases 195 to 449 code for a protein of 84 amino acids. Lineage: Eukaryota; Viridiplantae; Streptophyta; Magnoliopsida; Solanales; Solanaceae. Gene Ontology annotation, biological process: floral organ abscission. The record is from RefSeq and is a predicted model, not a curated record.